AUGGUCUUUACGGAGCGGACAACAAUCCCUGGCAAUCUGAUACGUGAGGUGACGUGGCAGAACGGCAUCAAAGUCCGCUUGGUAGGUAGCAUGGUGCGCAGGAGAAACUAUAAAGAGCAGCAAUUAAAUCACAGUACUACCGUUGAUAUAUUUUGUGCAGCGGAUCACCCAUACCAUUUCAAUAUUAUUUUGCUGAGGGUGAUAUUGCACGCACCUGAGGCGUGGCCACUGACGAAGACAGAAAAGCAAAAUGUUAGCUCUGACAAAAGGAGCGACGGAAUACCAGAUGUUUGA
Gongylonema pulchrum is the source of this 294-nucleotide messenger RNA. Lineage: Eukaryota; Metazoa; Nematoda; Chromadorea; Rhabditida; Gongylonematidae. The record is from the annotation of a GenBank genome assembly.